UACGAGCACGAGGCGCUCUCCCACAUCAUGGAGGCGAUGUGCACGGUCGAACAGCUGAACGCGCUGGCGUUGAUGUCGGCGGAGCUGGUCAGCCGGCGUCUCCAGCCGAUCGAGGGCGCGCGCGCAUGCGGCGGCAUCGCUGACUACAGCGCGGCGGAGCACUACAUGGGCUGCUCGACCAGGCGGUCCGGGGCCGUUCGCGGGGAGGCAGCCGUGGCCAAGGAGAUGAGGAAGGCCAAGGAGGAGCAGCGCCUGCGCAAGCGGAACCCAAACAAGAAGAAGGACGACGACAACGGAAAUGGCUAA
Molecule: messenger RNA, 306 nt
Organism: Prorocentrum cordatum
Lineage: Eukaryota; Dinophyceae; Prorocentrales; Prorocentraceae
Source: the annotation of a GenBank genome assembly